Molecule: messenger RNA, 519 nt
Organism: Mesorhabditis spiculigera
Lineage: Eukaryota; Metazoa; Nematoda; Chromadorea; Rhabditida; Rhabditidae
Source: the annotation of a GenBank genome assembly
AUGAAGACGUCAAAGACGAAAAAACCUCGCACCACGACCAUAUUACCCACUUCCACCACCACUACCGAGAUUACCUCUGAUUAUUUCACUAUCGACACUACCGAGCUUAGUUCAAAAGAUUAUGCCACUGAUAUUCCCCAUCCAUUCUAUGGCGUUUCUGGCGAUAUUUAUCAAGCUAUCACCUACGAGGACCUGGAUCUGUAUGUGGCAUCCAAGUAUGACCCACUGGUUUGCAAGAAGGGGCCCGGCGAUCAACAAUUUGGAGAUCCGUCUCAGUUGGCCGAUUACAAAUGGGAUGGCACCCCGUUUCACACCUACCACCACGCCGAUGCAACGAAUAUUGCGAUAUCGAUGUUUGUGCUCGGCUUCAUCGGGGCGGCCUUGGCGACAGUCUCGGGCUUAUUGGUACUGAAAAAUCCAAAAAUCACGAGGAUCGUUAGCAUUGGAAUGAUCGCCGACGCGGGAUGUCGGAUUGUUAAUUCCUUGGCGCGGUUUUACUAUGGGAAAUGCGUGUUUGAG